CUUAAUAGGAGAAACUUAGGGUUUUCUGAUUAACUGUUUUUAGAAAUACUUGUUGCAUGAUUUCUUAAUUAUGUGCUAUUUAGUUUGUAAUUUUGAAACGAGGGUUUUCGGUGCAUCUUUUACUUGUGGAACUGGUUACUCGGUAGAAAUGUACUAAGGGGGUGUUUGGGAUUGCUUAUUUGAAACAACUAAUACUUUUCUACAAAGUCCUUGUUAAAAGACUUCUUAUUACGGUUUUGGCACCGGUGUAAGUGUUUAUCCAAACACUCAAGAGUGCUUAUUACCGGUGUGUCAAACCAGAAUAAGUCAAUAAGUUGUUUUUAUAAGCAAUCCCAAACACCCUUUAAAAAGUAGUUUGUUGGCUCCAAUUUUAGGGUGUUACUAAGAAAUAAGUAAUUGAACCAUGAUGUUUAUACAUGGUUAAUUAUUCUGAAGCUAGGGUUUUAGGGGGACUGUUGAAUUCUUCUUAGGGAAUUUGUUAUUUAAUUGCUAAGCAGUAGAUUAUAGGAUAUAGAGAUUAGUUGAAUCGGCCCCGGGCGACAUGCGUGAAUUGCCUUCUAUUUCAUUUAUAGAGUUCACAAUCCACUCUUUUUUCCCUGCAUCCGUGACAAAUUUUAUUUGUCUUAUUGACACUAGGUGAUGCAUGGCUACCGAGUUUGUGGUUUUUGGUAGUUUGUUGCUUGUUCCAAGUUUUGGGAAUUGUGGCUAAAUAGUUGGUUAUGUAGGGUUAAAUCAAUAGUCUAGGUACAAUGUGGUAGGACUACAUGAAUACUCUAUAUGCUCGACCACUUCACGUAUAGUACGUAGUAUACUCCUAUAUGCUAAUAUAAGUUGUCUAAAAGAAUUGUGAAAGCUAUUGGUUGUCAUGUAAUACUCCCUCUCUUCUAAUGACAUAUAUUACGUAUGUGGCUAGGAAUUCUUUUACAAUUUUUUUACUAAUAGCAAUCAUGUUUUGAUGGACUUCCGGUCAUGCCAUGGUGGAAAAGGGGUGGAGUGUGUUGAUCUCACUUCUGAAUUUCCUUUAAGUUUCUCUCCUCUAGCACCCCUACAGGAUGCUUCUUGGAAGGAGUAGUGGAUUUCAGGUGGCAUCAACUCAUCGUCCUUGCACAAAAGGGCUUUGGCUGUGGAGUACCCCUUUAAGAAGAACUGCUCUUGAUGGAACUGAAUACAAUCUUUUACUGAUAGAUAGUGAAGGAAUUGAUGCUUAUGAUCAAACGGGAACAUACAGCACUCAGAUCUUCUCUCUAGCUGUACUCUUAUCAAGCAUGUUUAUAUACAACCAGAUGGGAGGUAUAGAUGAGGCUGCACUUGAUCGCCUCUCUCUUGUUACUGAAAUGACUAAGCAUAUUCGUGUCAGAGCUUCUGGGGGGAAGACUACAGCUUCUGAGCUUGGACAGUUCUCCCCAAUAUUUGUCUGGCUUCUAAGGGACUUCUAUCUGGAUUUGGUGGAGGAUAAUAGGAAAAUAACUCCACGUGACUAUCUAGAGCUGGCUUUGAGGCCAGUACAAGGUGGUGGAAGAGAUGUUUCUGCCAAAAAUGAGAUUCGAGAAUCCAUCCGAGCUCUCUUUCCGGACAGGGACUGCUUCACUCUUGUGCGACCUUUGAGCAAUGAAAAUGAGCUCCAGCGGCUUGACCAAAUAUCAAUGGAUAAAUUGAGGCCAGAAUUCAAAUCCGGACUGGAUGAGCUAACGAGGUUUGUUUUUGAGAGGACUAGGCCCAAGCAGCUAGGGGCCACAGUUAUGACCGGACCCAUUUUUGCUGGCAUUACUCAAUCCUUUCUAGAUGCUCUCAACAAUGGUGCAGUGCCUACAAUAACUUCCUCAUGGCAGAGUGUUGAAGAAACAGAGUGUCAAAGGGCGUUAGAAUAUGCUACAGAAGUUUACAAGUCUUCUUUCGACCGUACAAGGCCCCCUGAGGAAGCUGCAAUACAGGAAGCACAUGAAGAGGCUGCUCAGAAGGCUGUGGCUGCUUUUAAUUCAACGGCAGUAGGGGCUGGUUCUGUUAGGCAAAGAUGUGAAAAGCGUCUUCAUACCUUUUUGAGAAAAGAAUUUGAGGAUUACAAAAGGGAGGCCUUUAUGAAGGCUUACAUGCAAUGCUCAAAUGCCAUACAAAAAAUGGAGAAAGAACUAAGAACAGCUUGCCAAGCACCUGCUGCAAAGUUCAGUGAUAUUCUGAAGGCUCUUGAUCAGCUUUUAAACAGCUAUGAAGCAAGUUCAUAUGGUCCAGAAAAGUGGCAGAAGCUAGCUUCUUUCUUACGGCAAAGCUUGGAAGGUCCAAUCCUCGACUUUGUGAAGAAGCAGAUAGAUCAUAUUGCCACAGAGAAAAGUUCUCUUCAGUUAAAAUGUCGCUCAAUUGAAGAUAAAAUGAGAUUAUUUACCAAACAAUUAGAAGCUAGUGAGAAGUAUAAAUCCAAUUACAUAAAACGCUAUGAGGACGCCAUUAAUGACAAGAAUAAGCUUGCAGAAGAGUACAUGAGCCGAAUUGCGGAUAUAAAAAAGAACUCUAGCUCAUUAGAUGAAAGAUGCUCCAGCUUAUCAAGAACGCUUGAAGCUGCCAAACAGGAAUCUGUGGAAUGGAAAAGAAAAUAUGAAUUGGCAUUAUCUAAUCAGAAAACUGGGGAGGAACAGGCUUCCUCGGAAGUAGCAAAUCUCAAGGCCAGGAGCAGUGCGGCAGAGGCAAGAUUAGCUGCUGCACGAGAACAAACCAUGUCUGCUCAAGAGGAGGCAGAUGAAUGGAAACGCAAGUAUGAUGUCGCUGUCAGAGAAGCAAAGAAUGCACUUGAGAAGGCAGCUGCUGUGCAAGAUCGUGCAAGUAAACAAACCCAUCAUCGUGAGGAUGCUCUACGAGCAGAAUUUGCUGGCACAUUGGCUGGCAAGGAAGCUGAAAUAAAAGAUAAGGCAUCGAAGAUAGAACAGGCUGAGCAGCGUGUAACUACUCUGAGCUUGGAGUUGAAGGCUGCAGAGUCGAAGAUAAAGAGUUAUGAUCUGGAAAUAUCUGCUUUAAAAAGUGAUAUCAAGGAGUUGGGUGAAAGGCUUGAAAGUGCAAAUGCGACGGCUCAAUCAUAUGAAAGAGAAGCGAGGAUUCUGGAGCAAGAACGAGUUCAUUUGGAGCAGAAAUAUCGAUCUGAAUUUGACCGGUUCGAGGAAAUCCAGGAAAGAUGUAGAAAUGCUGAAAAGGAAACUAAAAGAGCAUCCGAGUUGGCCGACAUUGCCCGGGUGGAGGCCGUUACUGCUCAAAAAGAGAAAAACGAGAUUCAACGGUUAGCAGGUGAAAGGUUGACAGAAAUCACAAGGCUCGAGAGGCGUAUUGAGAGCCUCGACCGACGAAAAGAGGACUUGGCUGAUGAAUUAGAGCGAUAUCAAGCUGCCGAAAUGGAUGCUAUAUCGAAAGUCAGACUUUUAGAGGCAAGAGUUGAAGAAAGGGAGAAAGAGAUUGAAACACUACUGAAAUCAAACAAUGAACAGAGAGCAAGUACUGUACAAGUCCUCGAAAGCCUUUUAGAAACCGAGCGGGCAGCGCGGGCAGAAGCGACUAAUAGAGCAGAAGCACUUUCAGUUCAGCUACAAGCCACCCAAGGGAAGCUCGAUUUGCUCCAACAACAGAUGACCACCGUCCGCCUUAAUGAAUCUGCGUUGGAUAGCAAACUCAGAACAACUUCUCAUGGAAAACGAUACAGGGUUGAAGAUAAUGAAAUGGGUACGGAUUCCGUUCAAGAACUUUACGAUGAUAGAGAUAGAGUUAUACGUGGAAACAAGAGGUCCCGUAGUACAACUAGCCCGUUAAAGUUUGUUGCCAACGAAGAUGGUGGUUCGGUGUUCAGAGGCAACGAAGACGACAGUAACCACAGUCAACAAACCAGUUCUGAAGAUCACACCAAAUUCACCAUUUUGAAAUUAAAACAAGAGCUCACAAAACACAAUUUUGGUGCAGAGUUGCUUCAGUUGAAGAAUCCUAACAAGAAAGAUCUCGUCGCUCUUUACGAGAAAUGCGUUCUCCAGAAAUCUUGAAAAUGGGUUGCUUCCAUAGAAGAAUUCCGACCUAAUGGCUCUUUUUGGAAGAUAACAGAAAUCUUGAAACUGCAAGUUUAUCAACUUCGGUGUGUGUAAUCUAAUGUAAGUUACAAGUUUAGUGUAUUCUUUAAGUUAUUCUGCACAUACGAGUUAUGGAAACUAGAUCAUAGAAACAGAGUUGUGACUGGCGGCAGUUUGGCAGUUGUACGGGUCCAGGUUAUAUCAACUUGAUUCGGGCUUUGAUGAUUUCAGGCUCUGGUGUUUUCUUAACAUUUGUCACUUCUUGAUCUCAGGUGUGUUAUCAAUAAUAGGUUAGUAUAGCUUGAUU
Molecule: messenger RNA, 4338 nt
Organism: Cynara cardunculus var. scolymus (artichoke)
Lineage: Eukaryota; Viridiplantae; Streptophyta; Magnoliopsida; Asterales; Asteraceae
Product: guanylate-binding protein 1-like
Exons: 15
Coding region: 1053-4007 (984 amino acids)
Molecular function (GO): GTPase activity; GTP binding
Source: RefSeq, a predicted model, not a curated record